Sclerotinia trifoliorum is the source of this 791-nucleotide messenger RNA. Lineage: Eukaryota; Fungi; Ascomycota; Leotiomycetes; Helotiales; Sclerotiniaceae. The record is from the annotation of a GenBank genome assembly.
AUGGUCUUCCCAAAUUCUAAUCCAGUUAUUCUACUUGCAGAACCUCAAGAUACGCCUCGCUUAGCCGAUAUCACCACCCGCGCCUUCAAAGCAAGCGAUGCAAUAUACCCUGUUAUAUUGGGAAGUACUGCUCUGGGUAUUUGUGAUGCCGCUAAUCUGAUGUUAUUCAAUCCAUUGUAGAAUUAUAUACAAAUUAUAUGGAAAAGAAAAAAUUGAUAGGAAUAUCAUAGGAUAUACUCAAUGGCUUUGGCCAGUUGACUUGAAAACGGUACUGUUUAAAGCUGACACCGAGGUUGAUGGUAAAAGAGAGAAACAAAAAGCUGAUAUUGAGAAAUUUGAUGGAAGUGCCACAGUUCAGACCAAGCAGAAGAUAGAUGAGGGGUGGAAAACACCUGCCGGAAUAAAUUUUGAUCUAUUUAUGCGGAAGGUCAAGGGUCCAAUAGAAUGUAAGCAACGCGAUUAUGAUGCGGAAAGAGACAUAAGUAAGGCUAUAUUUUUAUCUCUCUUCACUACUCCUUUCCCAUUUUUUUAAGUACAGUGCUUAUAAUCUAGUUCUCGAUCUUUGUUUUGUGGAUCCAAAAUACCAGAAAUUAGGAAUAGGAAAUAUGCUGUUGCAAUGGGGACUUGACAUAGUACACAAGCAAGGCAGGAAAAUAUGUUUGGUCAGCACGCCGCAAGCUCGGAAGUUCUACGAAAAAGGUGAAUAGGUUGUAAGGGAGAACUUAGAUAUAGAUUUGGAGGCACAUGGAGGAAGUGGAAAAUAUGGGAGGUGUUGGAUAAUCAGGGAAGUU